GCCUCUUUGAGUAUCAGGUUAGGUUGCGGCGUAGAACUGGGCCUGAAUAGGCGGCUGAGAGUCGAAUACAGAACCGAAUUACUGAAAUAAGGAUACUAGCGGCUUUAUUUUCUUGUUUAAAGCAUUUUGGUACACAUUCAACAACACGUUCACACCCACAUUAGGCUCAGCGGAACCGGCAGCAUGUCUGCAACAGGAGAUUUCGGCAACCCGCUCCGCAAAUUCAAGCUGGUGUUUCUGGGAGAACAGAGCGUGGGAAAGACAUCGCUGAUUACCAGAUUUAUGUAUGACAGUUUUGAUAAUACCUACCAGGCCACAAUAGGAAUUGAUUUCUUGUCGAAAACAAUGUAUCUUGAGGACAGAACAAUCAGGCUGCAGCUUUGGGACACAGCAGGACAGGAGCGUUUCCGUAGCCUCAUUCCCAGUUACAUCAGAGACUCUGCUGCUGCUGUUGUAGUUUACGACAUCACAAAUGUUAACUCGUUCCAGCAGACCACAAAAUGGAUCGAUGAUGUCCGAACGGAAAGGGGAAGUGAUGUCAUAAUCAUGCUUGUGGGAAACAAAACAGAUCUUGCAGAUAAAAGGCAAGUUUCUAUUGAGGAAGGAGAGAGGAAAGCCAAAGAACUGAAUGUAAUGUUUAUUGAAACUAGCGCUAAAGCCGGAUACAACGUCAAACAGCUUUUCCGGCGCGUAGCAGCAGCUCUCCCUGGUAUGGAGAGCACACAAGACAAGAGCAGAGAGGACAUGAUCGACAUAAAAUUGGAAAAGCCACCAGAGCAGCCGGUCAGCGAAGGCGGCUGUUCAUGCUGAGGCUUCAGUCGACAUUUCUGUGCCGUGUCUCUUUUUGUCGCUCUUUCAGACGCUCUUAGUCGCACUCACAGCAUCUCUCUGGAUAUUCUGCAGAAGCUCCGCCCACCCGGAGGGAGUAGAACACUACUUGCCCGUCACCCUCGUUACCGUGGUUACCGCCAACCUACUCGAACGACUUUAAAUGCGAAAGCACAAUGUGGAUGUGUGUGCUGUUGCUUUUCUAUUAAUUGUUUCCGUUAAUCGUACACCUUUUGUGGUGUUUUUGUUUUUCACUGUCAAAACACUUUAUCAAGUGUUGUUUUUGUCCAUGUUUCGUUUUAUGUGAAAUAAUACUUGUAUAACUGUAAUAAUGACGUGAAUAGGAACAAAACGAGAUCAAUAAAUGAAAUGACAGAACUAAUGUGAGAAGAAUAUCCAGAUUUGAAUAUGGGAGGAUUUGAUAAACAUUGAUCCAGAUUCAUGAUGCAGAGAUGGAUGUUUGGAAAUAUCAUAUGUGGCUACGGGGCGUUACAUCUGUGACGUUGCUAAUGUCUCUUUUUCAUAAGGAAGAAAGGAAAGUGUAAAAACAAAUAUUUUUGGAAUUUGGGAGGAACAAGUGCUGCUUUUAGCUCAGUUGACCCUCAAGCAUUGCAUUUCUUUUCUUUUUUUUUUCCUUAGAUGCCAUUUAAUUUUAUUUUUGUUAUUUUGAGAAUUAGAAAGUCAAAUAGCUUAGUCUAAGAGAGAUACAGUUAUUGUAAAGAAAUAUUAUGUAUAUUAAGGGAAGUAUCAGAUCCAGUUUAACAGAUAAUAUGCAGACAUUGCCUUUGAUGGUUUGUUCUAUUGGGCUUCCACUGGUUUGUUUGUUUUUUUAGCAUUGUAAAGUUUGAUUUAUUGUAAUAAUGACACACUAUAUAUGGUUUGCUUUGAUGUGUUGAAUCAACCAUGAACCCUAAUAUUUAUUUGUAAUGUCUUUUUGUUUUUAAACACUUUUUGUUUUUUCAUAAUUUGUAGAUGGAGACGUUUACAUAUUCUGGCCCAAAGCACCUGCCACGUUUGUUUUUUUUUUUUUUUAAAUGUACAGUGAUAAGUUUGUCCCCAGACUGAUCUAAACGUUUUUAAGAUCUAGUGCAUUUUGUGUCUUUUGUUUGGUUGUUUUCUUGAAACGGUCUCAUGCAUUUCAAAUGGAUUUUAACCAGUUUUGUCUGGCAACACUGCUUGACACCAAUGCUCAUUAUUUGCACUGCUAAGUUGAUCAGCAUCUUGAGAUGUCCCUAAUAAAAUCUUGUCUUUAGCAA
This is a messenger RNA of Labeo rohita (rohu), 2084 nucleotides long. RefSeq names its product RAB6A, member RAS oncogene family (gene rab6a). The transcript has 8 exons. Lineage: Eukaryota; Metazoa; Chordata; Actinopteri; Cypriniformes; Cyprinidae. Bases 184 to 810 code for a protein of 208 amino acids. Gene Ontology annotation, molecular function: GTPase activity; GTP binding. The record is from RefSeq and is a predicted model, not a curated record.